GUUUUCAGGUUUGAAGUCACAUUUUAAAAUUAAAAUUGCUCCCUCUCCAACCUUCUUACCACUUUUCUUCACAUUCAUUUAUUGACCCGUACUUGUAUACAUCAACACCAAAUUUUAGAAGAAAUUUCAUUAAUAUUUUCUCAUCAAAUCCCUCUUCGUUCCUUUUGUCAAUGUAGCUUCCCACUCCCACUACCCUACUUUUUAUUUUUAGCAAGUCAAAGUCUCUCUAUUUCCUUUCAAUUUUAUUUUUCUGGGGAGCCCUUUUCGCUUCGGAGGUGAGUUCAGGAGGGUUUCUUCCACUGAGAUCUGUGGACCAGCUGUGGAUUUUUUGAAUUGGUUUUAUUGUUUUGGUAUCAUCUAAUAAGAAAAGGCUGGUCUCUCCAUUCAUGAAACCAGAAGAGAAUGAGGAUCACAUAUUUUCCUAAGCGUUACGCAAUUGUAAUUUUGACCUUCAUCUGCACUUGUGUGUGCUACAUAGAAAGAGUCGGCUUCUCCAUUGCAUAUACUGCUGCUGCCGAUGCUGCAGGAGUAAAUCAGUCAAGCAAGGGUGUGAUACUUUCAACAUUCUACUAUGGCUAUGCCUGUUCACAAGUCCCUGGUGGUUGGGCAGCUCAAAAGAUUGGAGGAAGGCGUGUUCUCCUGCUUUCUUUUGUUCUAUGGUCUAUGACUUGUGCUUUUGUACCCCUGGAUCCGAAUCGAGUCGUAGUUCUGGUCCUAGCCCGCUUGCUUGUCGGAGUGGCCCAGGGCUUCAUCUUUCCCUCCAUUCACACUGUACUUGCUCAGUGGGUGCCACCACAUGAAAGGUCGAGAUCUGUUUCUCUCACAACUUCAGGUAUGUAUUUUGGCGCAGCUGUAGGAACGCUUGUGCUCCCGAGCCUGGUCAAGUUUCGGGGUCCUCAAUCAGUAUUUCUUGCUGAAGCUACUUUAGGUGUCAUGUGGUCUCUUCUUUGGUUUAAGUAUGCCAGUGACCCACCUCGAUCUGAUCAUCCGAAGGCUACAGCUGCUGGUUUUGGUGAAUCCUUGCUUCCAAUAGGAGGGAAUCAAAAGACAAAAGUAGAAAAUGGAGCACAUCCCAUUAGAACACCUAAAAUUCCUUGGAAGAGAAUUAUCCUCAGUUUACCAAUUUGGGCGAUAGUGGCAAAUAAUUUUACUUUCCACUAUGGUCUUUAUGUACUCAUGAAUUGGCUUCCGACAUACUUUGAGUUAGGACUCCAGCACAGUCUUCAAGAAAUGGGUUCCUCUAAGAUGAUGCCUUAUCUCAAUAUGUUUUUAUUCUCAAAUAUUGGUGGGGUGAUUGCAGAUCACUUGAUUACCAGGAGAAUUUUGUCAGUGACAAAAACGAGGAAGCUCCUAAACACUGUGGGAUUUGUGGUAGCUUCUUUUGCUCUGAUGGCUCUUCCCUUGUUUAGAACACCUGAAGGGGUCGUGUUUUGCUCUUCUGUGGCUCUUGGUUUCUUGGCUCUUGGAAGAGCUGGAUUUGCAGUAAAUCACAUGGAUGUGGCUCCAAGAUAUGCAGGAAUUGUAAUGGGUGUUUCUAAUACAGCUGGUACCUUAGCAGGCAUAGUUGGGGUUGAUCUUACUGGUCGACUUCUUGAGGCUGCUAAGGAUGCUCAGUUGGACCUCACAAGUCCAGAUAGCUGGAGAGCAGUUUUUGUUAUCCCAGGGUCACUCUGUAUUCUUAGUUCAAUUGUGUUUCUUAUACUAUCCACAGGGGAGAGGAUUUUUGAUUGAGAUAGGGAUGAUACCGCAUAAAUUUGUUAUUGGAAAGGCGGAAAAGGUACACUGCAGACUGUAGUUAGUGAGAUUCUUAGUUAAUAUGUCGUGAUAAC
This is a messenger RNA of Sesamum indicum (sesame), 1829 nucleotides long. RefSeq names its product phosphate transporter 4;6 (gene PHT4;6). The record is from RefSeq and is a predicted model, not a curated record. Lineage: Eukaryota; Viridiplantae; Streptophyta; Magnoliopsida; Lamiales; Pedaliaceae. Gene Ontology annotation, molecular function: transmembrane transporter activity. Gene Ontology annotation, biological process: transmembrane transport.